This is a messenger RNA of Drosophila rhopaloa, 1892 nucleotides long. RefSeq names its product arginine/serine-rich coiled-coil protein 2. The transcript has 4 exons. Bases 72 to 1742 code for a protein of 556 amino acids. The record is from RefSeq and is a predicted model, not a curated record. NCBI's taxonomy places the organism in Eukaryota, Metazoa, Arthropoda, Insecta, Diptera, Drosophilidae.
CACCUCUACUGGCAAUUGAUUACUUUUUUUUGACGCACUAGGGCGCUAAAAGCAUUUUUCGGCGUGAAAAGAUGGAGGCCCUGGUAAAUUACAGCAGCGAGGACGACCAGGAGGAUGCUAGCUACCAGAUCCGGGCACCACAACAACAACAUUUGCAGCCGCAGCCGCAUGUGAAAUCAGCAACAACAACUAGUUUCCUACAGCAGAGAUAUAACAACAACAAAAACAACAAUGGCAGUAGCGACGGCGACGUUGACGCCGGCAGAGACAGUCGCAGCGGCAGCGGCAACAACAAUAGUCCGCGGGAAAAGGAGAAGGAUAAGGAGAAGAAGCGACGCCAUCACACUCCUCCUCUGUUGACGUCGCAGCAGCAAAAUCACAGGAUUGAUGAGGACCCGCAGCCCAGUAGUCGCCACCGCCAGGAGCGGGACAAGGACAGGGAAAGGGAUCGCGAGCGGGACAGGGACAAGGACAAGGACAAGGACAGGGAGCGUGAGCGGGACCGGGACAAAGACCGCGAGCGAGAACGGGAGAGGGAGCGGGAGAAGCGCGACCCAGAACGAAGUCGCGACAAAGGACGCGACAAGGAUCACAGCAAGGGCGACCAUCGCCACCAUCGUACCAAAGACGGCAAUAGCCACAGGGAGCGAGAGAGGGAGCGGGAAAGGGAGCGAGAUCGCGACAAGGACCGCGACCGCAGGCGUUCGGAGAAGAGCAGUCGCCACCACGGCGGCAAGGAGCGCCACCAUCAUCACAAUAACUCCUCAUCCUCCUCGAUAGCCGGCGCAGCAGCGGCCAAUGCAGCAGGGCGUCGGUCCUAUGACGACCGGACUCGUCGUCGUCGGGAUUCCCGAUCCCGCUCCCGCACUCCCACGGGCACACCGCCCACCCGUCGGCGCCACCAGUCGCAGCAGUCGCGCAAGUACCGCGAACGCGACUCUAGCAGUCGCUCCAGAUCUCCGAAAGAAGAGCAAGCCCAGCCACUCCGCGCUGGAGCAGUGGCCGGAGCUCACGUGCUGCUCAGGAAGUCCGGCGGUGGAGGAGGAUUAGGAGGAUCCUCGGCAGCAACAGCAGCAGCAGCGGCUGCAGCAGCCGCCGCUCUGGCAGCCGCCAAUGCAGCAGCCGCCGCGGCAGCCAUGGCGGCAGCCUCGUCCGGUGGAGCAGGAGGCGGCGGUGGCCUUCUGCCGACGCCCAAUUACGCACCCAAGAUACCCUCGCUGAUGUCCCUGGAGCUGAGCACGCCAGCGGUGGCGGCUCCCGCACUGGAACCCAUCCAGCUGCCCAGCUACUACAACCCGGGCAUCAUCAAUGCCAACCGCUAUGCGGAGCAGCAGCAGAAGCGCAAGCUGCUGUGGGGGUCCAAGAAGAGCGAGGACUCGGCGAACAAGUGGGGCAACGCCCACUUCUCGCAGGACUCGGACGGCAAGGUGGCCUCCAAAUUUAUGCGCCUUAUGGGCAUCAAGAACGCCGGUUCGUCCGGCGAUGGUGAGGCCAGUGGUGGCGCUGAUCAGGUGGAGGCCAGCAACGGGAGUGCAGCCGGCGAGGGAACCGGAGGAGGUGGAGCAGGAUCAGGAGGAGCUGCCGCAUCAGCAGCUCCGGGCGGAGCGAAGGUUCCGACGGAUGUGCAGCAGCGCCAGCGCAUGUUCUCCAACAUGGAGCAGCAGUACGAGAUGGCGCGAGCCGCAACACACACGAUGCGAGGCGUGGGCCUUGGUUUCGGCUCCCAGCCACGUACUUUCUAGAGGGGAUCGGCGGAGGACUGGCUCCCAACCAGGCUGUAAAUACCAUGCCACUCACUCAACUCAUUAGUCAUGUCAAGAAGUUUCCUCUCAACCACUUUUUGUUUGUGUUGAGCAAAUGUUUUUUGAUUUCAAAUAAACGUUGCAACCGAA